Molecule: messenger RNA, 11012 nt
Organism: Helicoverpa armigera (cotton bollworm)
Lineage: Eukaryota; Metazoa; Arthropoda; Insecta; Lepidoptera; Noctuidae
Gene: Dlg5
Product: disks large homolog 5
Exons: 29
Coding region: 267-6431 (2054 amino acids)
Biological process (GO): negative regulation of hippo signaling
Cellular component (GO): plasma membrane
Molecular function (GO): protein binding
Source: RefSeq, a predicted model, not a curated record
UAUCUUUAUGUGGUGACACUGGUUCAAUAUGUCCGAUGUCCAUCAUUCAUUCAUUCAUUUGCCUUGCUAAAAAAGGUAUAGAAACGAGAAAUGUUGGCAAAUUAGUGACGAUAAUACGUGUUAUCUUUCUUGUUCAAGUUAUUAUUGCUUUUGUUUCACAUAAAUAUUUGUGAAUUGGGACGUGCGCUGUUGAAUAUGAGCCACUUUGGGCCCUAUAGCUGGGAAGUGGAACAAUGGAUGUAAAAUUCUAAUCAAUAAGAUAUAUUAUGGCAUCUGGGACAUCAUCCUUAGAGAGUAAUGGCAGUAAUGAAUCAAUAUCCCACAAUUACGUGAGCACAGAGCGGCACAACACAGCCCAGCUGCCGACCAUCCCGAUCCCCAUAGAAUAUGAGGUCCUAAGUUCCAACCAGUGCUACGACAAGCAGAACUAUACGGUCAAAUCGCACGGUGCGCACGUAAUGAGCGGCCCCUACGAGCCGCUGCAGUAUGACGUCAUCAAUAAACAGACCAAUGAGAGCUUGAAGCAGCAAUGCGAGAAGGCCUUGCAUGAUCUCAACCAGUUGCGGAGACAGCACACUGAGACUUCGAGGAGGUGCGAACAUGUUAUGAAAGAGUUAGAAUACUUCCGCGGGCAGCACCGAGCAGCUAUGAACCAGCUGGAGGUGUCGGCGCAGGAGGCCAGCAGCCUGCGCGGCAAGUACGGCGACCUACUCAACGACAAUCAGCGCUUGGAGCGCGAGGUGCAGCACCUGCAGCAGAGCAGCAACCCCGAGGGCAGCUCCGACGCGCUCGUGCACACGCUCAGGAAGUACGAGGUGCUUAAGGAAGAGCUUGACUGCUUUCAGAAGAGAUAUGACGACUUAAUAGAAACACACAACACAACGUUGGAGAAACUACGAAUCGUUCAAGAAGAGAACAGCAGACUGAAAACACAAUGCCACGACCUCACACAAGAGAGGAACGCUGUGAUCCGCGAGCGCAACGCGCUGAAGCAGCAGGUGGCGCACGUGGUGCGGCAGUGGGAGGGCGGCGCGCGGGAGCGGGCCGACAUCAAGCGCCUCACCGACGAGCGCAACGCCGCCAUGGCCGAGUACACCCUCAUCAUGAGCGAGAGAGACACAGUGCACAAGGAGAUGGAGAAGCUGUCAGAUGAUCUUCAAGCAGCUCUGAAGCGAGUGGCGGCACUCGAGUCCGCGCUACAAGCCUCGAGAGAAGAACAGAGGGCCACUGCACUACAGGCGGAGAGUCUCCGUCGCGAGAUAGAGUCUGCUCUGGUGGACCGCGACCGCGCCAUCAAAGAGUGCACCGACCUCAAGACGCCGCAGAACACAUCCACACUAGGGAAGUCCAGACAAGACACCUCGGCGUACCACCACUUGGGGCUAGCAAGUGGUGUGGGCAAUGACGGAUUUCUGAACGGUCAACACUCCAAUGAUCCAUCAUUGGAUAAGUUGCAAGGUCUAGUGGGCAUGGCGGUGGACGGCGCGGACAAGGAGCGCGUGGACAACCUGGAGCAAGCCAACCAGGAGCUCGAGCGCCUGCGCAAGCACAUCGACCGCCUGCAGGCCGAGCUCAGCGACGCGCAGAGGGAGGCAGAGGUAUCGAAACGGCGAAGAGACUGGGCUUUCUCGGAAAGAGAUAAGCUAUUGCAAGAACGAGAGAGUGUAAAAGCACUAUGCAAUCGACUGAGAAAGGAGCGUGACCAAAUGGUGGGCGAGCUAGCGGAUGCCCGUCGCCAUGGCAACAAGAAGGAGGGCAAAGACAAACGCAACACUAUGGCGGAGGACGACGAUCGCAAGGACUGUAGGAGACAUGCACACUCUAGAGACUCGGCUGUCGAUACUGAUGCACAGGAUUACGAAUGGGAGCUCAUUGACGUGGAGCUACCAGGUCUUGGUAAGGAUGGCGAGCUGGGCUUCGAGUUAGCUGGCGGCAGAGAUGAACCGUAUUAUCCUAAUGACUGCAGUAUAUACGUUACGGCGGUUAAGAAAGGAUCCAUUGCUGAUGGGAAGAUCAAAGUUAUGGACCGCGUCUCCGAAGCACUAGGCGUAUGCGUGUGGGGCAGCGGCGCUCAAGCUGCAGCCGGCUUGCGGGCCGCGCUGUGCCGGGCCCCUGCCGCCCUUCGGCUGCAGCGCCCCAGAGCCAGGAGGGUGAGGUUGAGGUUGCCCGGCGCGGGGGGGAUUGCGUUGCAGCACGGUAUUUUCAUAAGCAAAAUAUCGAACGGAAGCGCAGCUGCCAAAGAAGGCAACCUAUACAUCGGUGACCGCGUUGUCAGCAUAAACAACGUGUCCCUGGAAGGCGUGAAGAGUGUGUCGGAGGCGAUGGCGCUGCUCAGUGAGUGUCAGUACGACAGCGUCGCACUCACGUUACUGCGGCCCCUGUAUGCCUGCUGCAAUAAUAAUAGGGACAGGGUGUCAAUGUACGAGCACGGGCGUUCGUACUCGGACGGCAAGAUGGUGAACAUCUGCUCGCAGACCGACGAGUCCUGGUGCCAGUUCCUACAGCCUCCCGCUGAUAAUAAGGUGCACAUAGACCACGGCAUGCCGGAUUUUGACAGACGCUACGUGUACCACGUGGCCGCCGGCAGCCAGGGGAAGAUACCGCAGGAGAGAGGGACGUGGGACAUGAUACUCGGCAAGAUCGAGGCGGUCACCGGCCGCAGCAAGUCUAAGGACAAACAGAAUAAGGUGCCAGAAUCCGAUGCGAUUGCGGAGCUGGACUCCGUUAUCGACAGUUAUCAUGGGAAAACAAUAAAAGAAACAAGCAGCGUACUAAAACGUUCACGGAGAAAGAACAAAGAGUCUCAGAAUGACUCCAAAAAUGGUGGCACUUGGCCCAAAGCGAGGGCUAACUUUAUCCUAGAAGAGAACUCCACCGGAACCAUCGUACAGCCGAGGUCGAGGAAGGAACGACCGCCUCUCUCCAUCCUACUCAGUCCGCCUACCAAACUGCCUCCCGAACCCCAGAGAUCAAACACCAACCGAAACUCGAACCCCAUACCCCUGGGACACGCCCCACUCACACAAGCCACCACCCCAGCGCGCCACUCCGUGUACAAGUCCAUAGAGUCAUCCCCAGCCAUCGAACACUUUCCCAAACCCGCCCCUUUAGCCAUACACAACCCUUUCGCCUCCCCGAAUAGCAUAAACUUCGAGAAAAUUCGUACCUUAGAGAAGGACAAGAUGUCCAUCAGCGAUUAUUCCGAACAUGACGUCACUCCGAACAGACUGAGCUUAGUUCUAAACCCUUCCGACGACUCGUUGGACUAUCAGCCAGUGACCCGCAACAGGACCAAAAGCCCGCACUCCUUGGACUUCAUGGUGAACAAGGGCCCAAGCUCUCUGGAUUUCGUAACGAGGAAAUCACCCAGCUCGCUAGACCACUCCAUUAAGAAUCACCCCGGAAAAGACUUACUAGAUCAAUAUUAUUCGAAUAAGAAAUCCUCGUCACCAAAAACUGUGAAUAAGUACCCCUCCGACAGUGAUAGCUUUGGUCCCGACAGUUUGAACAGCAAUGCGAAUUUUCCAAUGACGGGAACGUUGCCCUCACAAUCGCGGCUGCAAACUUCUCAGUAUUACAGAGGGCCAUUUGUGAACUCAAACCCUCACACGUCGAGUCGCUACCCGCACCUGGCGAGCCCCACCAACAUCCCGCAGAGCCAGUCGGGCGAGAGCAUCGGCACCAGCUACGACAUGCACUCCUUCACCUCGCACACGCACAACAUGUCCGACCUGCAGCCCGUGCCGCGGACCAACAGGGCCGGCGACUACCACCACACUUACGAAGGAGGAACAUUUCCUCGCAAAAACGAUAACCAGAGGUUUCGUAUCCCUUCCAACCCAAGCGUCACGUCAAAAAACUCGGCGGGAAAACUAAGCACAGGGUCUAUAGAGAGAAGUUCUGAGCGGAACUCUCCUAUGCCGACAUUUCAUGUUGAAGUGUUAUCUCCCGGCCGGGGAGCCAAGCAGCUGACGCACAAAACUAGAAACUCCAUGCCGGAGUAUUGUGGCUUGAGUUGGAAUAAACCUUUACCGGGGGAGUUGAGGCGAGUACAUAUCGAUAAGAGUCAGCAGCCGCUCGGGAUACAGAUAUACUGCCCGCCCAGCAGCGGCGGUGUGUUCGUGUCCACAGUUAACGACAAUUCUCUUGCCAGUCAAGUUGGUCUGCAAGUGGGAGACCAGCUGUUAGAAGUGUGUGGGAUCAACAUGCGCUCAGCAACCUACACGCUCGCCGCUAGAGUACUCCGACAGAUCGGAAACUCGAUAACUAUGCUUGUGCAAUACAGUCCUGAAAAAUACAAGGACGAAGUGGAAGUGCCAGGAAGUUCGUCAUCUGGAGAAAGUUCUCACGACGAAGAAGUUUCACUGUCUGGUUCGCCGACGCCGAGGAAUUCUCCUGGGCCACAGCAAUCGAUCAGAUUGGAGCAGCCAUCUACCGACGUAGCUACGUUACGACAGUCGCAGAAUAAUAAAGACUUGCCUAGGUUUCUACUGAUCGAGAUGCGAAAUUGCUCCGACUUAGGAAUCAGUUUAGUGGGGGGUAACGCCGUGGGUAUAUUCGUGCACAGCGUUCAGAUGGAGUCGUCGGCUUACAACGCGGGCCUGAGGACGGGGGAUCAGAUCCUGGAGUAUAAUAAUGUAGACCUCAGACGAGCUACUGCGGAGCAAGCUGCCUUGGAGCUGGCCAAGCCGGCGGAUAAGGUGAGCGUCCUAGUCCGCCACGACCUACAGCAGUACCACGAAAUAAAAGACAAGCCGGGCGACGCAUUCUACAUCCGCGCCGGCUUCGACCGCUGCGCCAAGAUCACGUCGAGCGGGAUGGACACCAUCGACGAGUACUCUCUGUGGUUCCGCAAGGACGAGGUGCUGUUUGUGGACAACACGCUGUUCAACGGCUCCCCGGGGCUGUGGCGAGCGUGGCAGCUCGACUGUAAGGGCUCCAAGCGCCAGUGGGGAACUAUUCCUAGUAAAUUCAAGGUAGAAGAAAUCCUCCGCCGUUCAAUGGGCACCCUCGAAGGCGACGCGCAACGCCGAGCCUCCACCACCGCCCGACGGUCCUUCUUCCGCCGCAAGAAGCACCGCGACAGCAAGGAGCUGGCUUCCUUCUCCAACACGGAGCUGGGCUGCUGGAGCGACAGCGGGACCCUAGCUGAUGAUGUGCCGGUGCUCUCCUACCAGCGGGUCGAGAGACUGCACUACGGCGCCAUGCGUCCAGUAGUGGUCCUGGGCCCACUAUCCUCGCUAGUCGGGGCCCGACUGGCCUCCGACUGGCCGCACGCGUUUGGGCUGGCGCGGCCCGCAGCGCUGCCCGUCGCGGGAGCCGCGCCGGCGCUGGCGCGGGGCACGCACCUGGAGCCGCGGCUGAGGCCUGACUGCACGCAUAUUGACUGUAUACCUUUGAGGGCUAUACAGGAUCUUGCCGAGAAGGGCAUCCACUGCAUCCUAGACAUAAGCGUAGCAACCAUAGAGAAGCUGCACAAGCAACAGAUCUACCCCAUCGUGCUGUUCAUCAAGUUCAAGUCCUUCAAGCAGAUCAAAGAGGUCAAGGACACAAGGCAUGCGGAUAAAGUCUCCGCCAAGGCUGCCAAGGAGAUGUAUGAGCAUGGGCUGAAAGUCGAGAACGAGUAUAGGAGUUAUAUAUCAGCCGAGAUACCAGCGGGAGUUAACAUCGCAUACACGUGCACACAAAUCAAAGCAGCGGUAGAAGAGGAACAGAACAAGACGCUGUGGGCCGUAACCUUCUGCACGCACCGCCCGCCCUCCUACUACUCCGACCCCGCCUGCCCGCGCUCCGCCUCCACCGACUCCGAGCUGCGCUACUACUCCGAGCCCGACGCCAAGUACUUCGAGAUCGACUACGAGUUCCUCAAGGAGCUGCGCCGCAUCGCGCGCAGCAACUGUCCCAAGUGUCGCCGCAAGCGAUCCCGCCGCGCCGACCGAGCAGACUACAAGGAGAAAUCCACUAAAACAACCAGGAGCUCGCGCCUUAAGGAGAACUACGUGUACUGCAACGGUAGGUACCAUAGCGAUAAGGAACACUGUCAACUUUGCUGUAGCGUCUGCAACCGAUCCACUGACACCCUCGACUCCAUCGACGACGACCAGUACUCGAUGGUCUCGAAGAGCUACAGCCAGCCCAGAGCCACGUCGCGCUCUAAAUCAACCCCCAGAAACUCACGCGAGCGCAAAAACUCGAUACAAUCCAAUAAAUCGGUUUCAUUCCUUGAAUCGAGCAACGAUGAAUCGAUUAGGGAAGAACCGAAUUACACAGCUAAAAGCUUCACAAACGAUCUGAAGAAGUUUUUGUUGAAGCCGUCGGCGCCGCGACAAAGUUUACGUGAUAAAUUCAUUACGAGUUUCAAACAGGAAUUCGAAGCGACGAAAAAGUCGCCCAAACUCAAAGCUAUAAAAGGUCUCUGGAAGUCUUACUGAAAUACGGUUUUUGAGCAUUGACACAGUAUUCGAAGUCAUUUACAUUUUUAUACUUGUGCCAAGUUUUUCGUAAAGUUUUCUGACAUUAUUCAUGAAACCUGUGGUUUAUGAUCAUGUAUCGAUACCGCUCUAAUAUCGAUUAAUAGAAGCCCCAAAUGAAUUUUCUUCUGACGCACACUGAAUUGUCAUUAUCGAUUGCUGUAAGUUUUAAAAAUGUAACGAUGUUGUAGAGCGGUACUUUACUUUGUACCUACUAAGUUUAUUUAUUUUAUUUGUUUUGGUGCUUUUAUGACUUUCUAGCACUAAUUUUGAAAUCAGUAACAGUAUUUAAUCUAGACGCUCUUUUUGCUGUCAAUGCAUGGUGUUUGGAAACCUGAAAAUGUACUGAUUUGAAAAUUAGUCCUAUAUUCAUAUAUUUCUUAUAAAAACGUAAGUGUUCAUAAUUGGUCUAAAGGAAACUGAAAUCCAAGGUUUCGGUGCUAGUGGUGAAAGCGAUAUACAACUUUACAAAAUGUAUUAUAUCUUCACAAUAUACUCCGAUUAAUAUAUACAUAAAAAAAUAUACGUAUGUGUGCAAUAAUAGUGGCUGGUUUGAAUUGCACUGGGAUAAUAGAAAUGUAGUUUUUGAAUCCACUUAAACGUCUUCUGGUGCCUGAAACGCAAAGACGUAAAGGGUUUACAGACGUUUUAAUAUGCUUGGUCUUAUAAACAUCAAGAUUCAUGGUGAUGAGAAAAUAUCGAUAUCGAUGAAGAUAAACGUAAAACUGAAAGAAAUUAUCGAUAUUGACAAAGUUCUCUUUCGUCUAUGUUCCCGAUGCAAUUCGAAUCGAGUCUUUAAAUACACAGUUUUUCUUAUAUACUUAUAAAAAUAUAUAUUAAGAUAUUGUAAUAUCAUCACUUUUUACAACUACUAUGAAAUUAAUGCACAUGAUAUGAAUAAUCUUGGCCUAUUAUAAUCUUACGCACCAGUGUCACAAUAUUUAGAUGUUUUGAGGAACGAUAUCUAUCAAGAUGAAAAGGAAAAGAAAGAAUUGGAAAAGUAAAAAAAAAAAAAAUUGAAAAAAUCUAGUAUUCGUAUUGUGAAAAUUAGAAACUGAAUUGUGGCAUUCUUAGGUACAGUCGGCGCAUGUAAAUUGUAACAAAAGUUCAAAAACCAUUUGUUACCAUUGAUAUGCAGUCGAGUGUACAUCGUAGCGGAUCUUGAUAGAUGAUUAUAACUUAGUGGGCCACUAGUAAGUGCAUGCGUUCUUAUUAUAUCAUAAUACAAGCUAAUUUCGAAUGACAUAUUGUAAUAUGCCGAUGUUGUGAAAAAAUGAGGAUCAGAUGUGAUAUGGUUUGAAAAACUUAUUGAGUAAGGACGGUUUAAACUAGACAGAGAGUCCCAAGAGCAAGCCAAAAGUACGAAUUUAUUCUUUUUACAUACUCCUUGAACUAAAUAUGAAGUUAAAAAUUGAAGGUGAAUGCACUAUGUAAAGAUUGAUUGUGCUGCAGAAUGAUAAACAGGCCUAUGCUAGUAUACCUAAAGGAAAGAAAUACUGGAAAAUUAAGACAAAACUAGAAUAAACUAAAAAUGUGUGAUGGCCUAAAGCUUCUGGGGUAUAUUACAAUAUGACGCGAAUUAGCUUAAAAUAAACUAUCACUGAUAUAUAGUAGUACCAUAGGGAUCACUUAGUGACGAUAUAGUUACAUUUUGUUGUUUAUGAAUGUUUAUACAUUAUAGUGUUUUAGCUAAAUAUAUAGACUUUUAUAUAGUCACUAUAUGCAUGAAUUAGAAACUAAACGUGAAGUGAUUUCGAAGUCUUGAUUUGUAUAGUAUAAUCUUGUUUUCUGGGGGACGCCACCUUUUGAAAGGAUUAAAAGAGGUUGUGUAAGUGUUUACACAGCAAUAUUUUAGCGUCAUGGCAGAUUCACCACCUCUGCUGAAACUGCCAGAUAAUUUAAAAUGAAAAUCUAUUUAAAAACCUGUAAAGCUGGCUUAAAUAUGUCUCGGCGUGAAGAGACAAUUUAAUUUCUUAUACACAAAAGAUUUUCUAUAAUUGUGUGAUUAAAACACAUUGUUGUAUCAUUUUCCGCCCCAUUUCUAGUUCUAAUAUUUUCUUAUACAUUUAUGUCAAUGUUAUACGAUGAAGUUAAACUGAGUUUCAGGAUUAUUAUACAUCCAAAUUGAGGUACACGUGGAUAAUUUGAGAAAUUUUCAAAAUCUGAUCUUGUAAGUUUAGAUGGUCAGCAACAAAAAUGUGGAUGGUAACGAUAGCAAAAUAGACAAUUUGGUUUCAAAAUCGACACAUUUCUAUGGACAAAAUGUGGAUGUAUAAUAAUCCUGUUAAUAUUCGUUUUAUUCGAAGUAAAAGUCAUGAUGAUACGACUUCCUAAGACUGUAGUGCUACGUGUGAAGUAGUGUGUAUUGUAACGAAGCCGUCUUCUUAAACACGUGUUAUUUCUUUAUAGUUGCCUCUUAUGUACAUAUGUCUCCUUUAGAGAGUUUACAUAUUAUUAUAUUUACUGUGUUGUAUGAACUGUACUAUAGAAACAGAAUCAAUAUUUUCUUAAAAUUUUGUCCUCCCUCAAAAUAUUUUCACGCUGUUUUUUUUCUUGUAAAACUCAACUUUAUUUUUCUUCUAUAUUAAAUAUUUCAAUGAAUUACCAACACUAUCUUAUACGCAAUAUAAAGUAAAAUCAAGGUGUUAGCUUUCUUUAAGUAUUAUUUAAUGAAACUUUGUAAAUCAAAGGCCUAUUGCUGGUGCCAAAUGAUAUAUCGGCCGACGACUUUAUUUUACACUAUGUUUUAUAUGGAUUUCUGUGUCCGGGUGUCUACCGCAAGCAUAUGAACGAAUCGACUUAAAUCACAAUCCAUUGCGGUUUUUCAACAGCAAUGUCUCCAAUAUAUUUUUAUUGCGCUAUAGAAAUACCGCAACGGAAGAAAUGCAACUUUCGAUCGAGAGUUUUGAUAGAGUAUGGUGAGCGUCAAAUGUAGCUGUACAAAUCAAAAUUUGUAAGUGUCUAGCAAAGUAAAGGGUUACCCCUACUUGUUAUAAACCCUAAACUAGAAAUUAUCUGGUAAGUUAUCGACGACACCGUGUUUAGCAGUUUUGAAAAUUUUUAUUUGUUCAGCUACUUUUGAAGCAGUCUGUACCUAGACAUUUUUUAAAACAAUUUUGUGAUUUUUUAUACUAAACUGAGCUGAUUACUCCAGUGUUUUUAACGCGAUGUAAAGCGAUCUCAUUGAUAUUAACGUGUGAUGAGGCUUAUUGACACACAUUUUUUAAAUAAUUUUCAGCACAUAUUUUGUAGUUUAAGUUUUUUGUACAGACAUUUUUUUUGAUAUUACGUUGUUUCAGUGCUGUUAUAUUAUGAAUGUACUAUGGAUGUCAUUAAUAUUGCAAAAUAGUUCUUAAUGACUAGUGCAAAGAGUUUAAAAUUCGUUGGAAAUAAAAACAAAAUAUUUUAAUCCUUUACCGUCAACCUUAGUACAUUCUUAAUAAGCUUUUCUGCAGUUUUUUUUAUUCCAGCUUACAGCUUUUUUAUAAUUAAGCCUAACGGCGUUUUUAUAAGAUUAAUGUUUUAUUAACACUGAUCGAAAUAGGUCGCAGUUACUGGUUUUUGGACUGGUAGGUUAAUUUUAACCAAGUUUAAAGUUAACUUAGUUUUAGCCGUAAGGGAGUUUGUCUACAUUUAUUUGCUUGUCUGAAAAAAAUCGAUUUUGUUUAGUUGGGAAAUCCUGGAAAUUGAGUCUUCAAUUCAAUCGAUUUGAUGUAAUUUUAAUUUAAUAAUAUGAUAAGUAUUUGGGGUUUUAAAGACUUUAUAAACUUAGAUCAACAUUUUUAAAAUCAUUACAGAUGAUAUUGUUUGUAUUGUCAGCUAUAUCUCUUGAUGGUUUUUAACUCCGACUAAUGGAUUUUUAAACAUACUUUAUAGUUUGAUUUUUCUUAAUAAUUCUAUAUGGGCAGCAAGUAAUUGUAAGCAAACUCCUUUGUUUGAUUUUGUCAACUUUAAAACGGAUUUGAGUUGGAUUUGGAGAAAUAGUUACCAUAUUAUAAUUUGUUUACAAAAACCCAUUGCACAAAAGUAACAGUUCAAUUUAUUAAGUUUUUAUAGUUAACUAUAAUUUUGAUCUGAUUAAGUUAAACAUAAGUUGGUUGCUAUGUUGCUAACAUUAUUAUUUUUAAAAGUAUACAUACUAUAUAUACAAUAUUUGUAAAUUUAAAUAAAUUAUAUUGUAGUGAUGUUAAUUGAUGUAUUUUAAAAUUGACAAUAAAAUAAAAGCAGUAUUUAAAUUAUUGAACUUGAAUGUAAAUUUUUGUGGUGUGAUAUUUUCACAGAAUUAGUUCACUCAAUGUGUAAUUACGUUAUAUCGUGUUUUGUGGACAUUCUGCGAAAAUGUCACACGUUUAAUUCAAUUUUCUUGUUUUGGAGAUAUAUUUAUAUUAUCUGUUGAUGUUUGACUAUUCUGUAUUUGCAUUGGUAUUAUUUUUUGUUUAUUUUUAAGCCCAUGUAUAUUUCUACGGCCAAGUAGGUGAUUAAGAGAUAAUUCAACGAAUUGUUUACAAUAUAAAACGAAGCAAUAAAUAAUGAAACUAGGAA